AUGAGAAGAACCCCUCUACAGCGACCGCCAUCCUACGCCAAAAGUCGGAUGUCGACCUAUUCCGUCAACUCGAAGUUGUCAGAGCGAGGCUCACGGCCGAUAUCGCAGGCUUUUCCAAUCUUUCAUUCUAGUCUACCUUACUCUCUCGUCCGUGACUUCGCCUACCCAGUCGCCCACCCUUGUCACUAUGGGCCACCACCCACACCGUCCGAGCCUGCAUCUGGGAGUUCGACACCGGCGAGUGAUCGGCAUCGGAGACUGUCGGAUCCUGCAGGUACUGCGUGGGAUGGUGGUGGUGCAUGGGGGGGAGGAGAGAGUUAUUUUGCAGGGCCGCCAUUACCGCAGAUGGCGUAUCGAGAUGGACCUCCCUAUAGCGAAGAUGAAGACCUACAUAGCCCUGUUGUCAAGAGUUCAAGGAGUCGAAAAAGCAAAGGCGGCAAGGAAGGUUCUGAACAGGCUGAUCGCCACGAGCGGAGAAGCUUCCUAACCGGCAUCAGUGAGGAUAGCACUAAAACUUCCUACUAUCGAGAUGAAGAUGAAAGCGCAGAUGGUCCUGGAGGUGAAUUGAUUCCUGACCCUCCGGAUGGUCCGCGGGAGUCUACGCUAGCACCAAAUAGAUAUCGGCAACAAGUAUCGCAGCCCCAGCAAGGCAGGCUCAACCAAGCUUUUGGAUUUGGUGAAGUUGACGACUCAGAAGAGGACAGCUUAGGUAUACCAGAACGUAAUGAUUCGCGGUACUCGCGGGACUACCAGUUCACGAUCGCCUCUCCAGAUGAGGAGAUGCAUGGCAAAGCCGUGGCCUUGUUCGAUUUUGAACGAGAAAAUGAGAACGAGCUACCUCUUGCCGAAGGACAGAUUAUCUGGGUCUCUUAUCGUCACGGCCAGGGCUGGCUGGUGGGAGAAGAUCCCAAGACGGGCGACGCCGGCCUCGUACCAGAGGAGUACGUCCGUUUGUUACGAGACAUAGAAGGGGGCCUUGGUUCCCUCAGCAUCGAGGGUGGUCCUGAGGAAAGCGAAGAAGGCUCGCCUGAGAAUCGCUCUCCUACGAAGCCUGAACAUAUCCCAGUACACUCGCCACAUAGUAGCGGCGGUGGUGGUCACAAUGAAAAGAAUGCUGCCGUUGUCAGCUCAUUUUCUACAUCCAGUAAAGAUCUCGACCCUUAUCCACAUCAUCUCUUGGGACAACAGACCGGCCAGAUGCCACCGCAAGUAGCACACUACAGCAGCCAGUCAAAUACGCCGACGGUGAGAAGUCCCUCGGGUGGUGGGCAAGGGGCAAAGAACUUCGACUUUGUCAAAGGGUCUUCCACAGAGUCGAGAAGCAAGUCCGAGGUGAAAACUGAAAAGCAGGAGCGAUAA
This is a messenger RNA of Bacidia gigantensis, 1359 nucleotides long. RefSeq lists its product as uncharacterized. The record is from RefSeq and is a predicted model, not a curated record. Bases 1 to 1359 code for a protein of 452 amino acids. Lineage: Eukaryota; Fungi; Ascomycota; Lecanoromycetes; Lecanorales; Ramalinaceae. The transcript has a single exon. Gene Ontology annotation, molecular function: protein binding.